AUUACGCGCUUGCAUCAUCAUAGAAUAACACUGUUUUGGAAAUUUUACUCGUUUUUUUUCCAGCAAAUUGUUUAUUUUGUACUUUGAAAUAAGAAUGGCAGAAGUAGGAUGGGAUGAAGUUACCUAUUUAACGAAAAGAACUCCAAAAGCCGGAGAAAUGCGUUCUCAACAAGCUGUUCAAGCAGCUAGGAGAGAAGGAAAAACAGUUGACACGUCGAAGAAAUUUUCUGCUGGACAGAACAGACAGCACUCUUCGGCUAAAGAUACUGCCAAGCUUGAUCGAGAAACAGAAGAACUUCAUCAUGAGAGGGUAUCAUUAGAUGUUGGAAAAAUCAUUCAAAAAGGAAGAAUGGAGAAGAAGAUGAGUCAAAAAGAUCUUGCCACAAAAAUAAACGAAAAGCCUUCAGUAAUUAAUGAUUAUGAAGCAGGCCGGGCAAUACCGAACAAUCAAAUCAUGGCAAAAAUUGAAAGGGCAAUUGGACUGAAGUUAAGAGGAAAAGACAAAGGACAACCAAUGGGUGGGAAAAAGUAACAAUAUUGAUGCUCAUGUUGUUAAAUCUUGGCAGCAAAAAAAACGGUGGCAAAUAUAUUUAAUUUGUGCUGUAAAUUCUUAUCAUUAAACGUUCUAUUAGUUGAGUACAGUACAGUACAGUACAGUACAUGGAAACUUACACAUACCAAAGGGUUGUAGUCACUACACUAAUAGUUUUAAGUUGGUUCAGAUUAAAUAUAAACUGGUUUAAGGUAUGUUUUAUCUAGGAUGUCUAUCAUCAAGUGCAAGGGGGAAGAAAUCCCUUAUAAAACUGUUAAAAAAUGUUUAACAACAGUGGCUUAUGACAACUUGUUUGAACAACUAUCCAUAACUAUCCAUUCAAUGUACAAUUUAGGAGCACAUAUGGUUUGAUUUCUAUAGAUGAGGGAAAUGACAUUAUUUUGUAGCACUUGUGGAGGAGUUGUCUUAAUA
Molecule: messenger RNA, 964 nt
Organism: Dendronephthya gigantea
Lineage: Eukaryota; Metazoa; Cnidaria; Anthozoa; Malacalcyonacea; Nephtheidae
Product: endothelial differentiation-related factor 1-like
Exons: 6
Coding region: 95-532 (145 amino acids)
Cellular component (GO): nucleus
Molecular function (GO): DNA binding
Source: RefSeq, a predicted model, not a curated record